UGACGACAUUGAUUCCGCCUCACCGAUGCUGUUCUUUGGUUCGAGUUGAGAUAGAGGAAUGCAGAAUGUUGUUGGUGAUUGUAGUCCGAUUGAUCUAAGUGAAUCAGUCUGUAUGCAAAGAGAAGUACCGAUGCAAACAAACAUUGAGCAGCGGUGCUUGCACUGUUCGAUUUCCCAUUGAUUUUGCUCCUUAUUCUUGCAGGUAACCAAGCUCACCUGAUGCAAGAUCUGGUUUCCCCAUGUGCAUAUGCAAGCAAACAACAAUCUAACUACAGGCCUUUGCAAGGGGUCGUUAUGCUGCAACCCAGUCGAGCCGAAAUUUACCCGUGUUUCGCCCCGCAAAGCUACCCCAUACCGGUACUUAACAUUGAUAUCUUCAGCCUUGACCAUGUACCCGACUACCAAUCGAAGUCGGCAUUUCCAAGUCAGGCAUUCAUCGGAACUGGGGAGUUCUGCGCUGCAUCGCUGGAGAAACAGGAGGGGAAACAGGAUCUCGUUCCUGAAUGGGCAAUCGUGAGCAAUUGCCCCAACACCACAUGCGAAAACUUGGACGGCUACCAAACGUCCUCGGCAACUUUUUUCUCGUCCCCUGUUCGUGCUCACAGGCAUCAACGAGCCCCCGAUUUACACGCCACAGCAAACGCGACCGGUCGGCGGUAUCCCAGCUUGCAUGUACUCCACCUUGCAGUGAAUGUGGGGAAUUCGGAUCAAGUAGCCACUCAAUCAACAUUGUCGAGCAUCAGACCUCGCAGCCUGCACGGCUUAAUAUCGAAGUACGGUUUUGCAACUUGCAGUAGGCGGAUAGCAGACUGUGGGCGGUUGACGGUCAUCCAUCAACCACAACCUAGCAGGUGGUUACCAAUCUACAUAUGCAGUACCUACAGGAAGGUGCAGUUAGACUUUUUUCCAUGCACUCUAAUCGUCUUGGCUUCCCAGGGUUGGGGCAACGGUCCUAACCGGGGACAGAGAACAAGAGGCGGGAACACAGCACUAUAUCUUGCGUCGUCUGGCCUUUGCAUAGCCACCGAACCAAGCAUGGCUAUCCUCAAGAAUCUCUCCCUUGGGUUGUUCGCCUCCGUUGCCGUUGCAGCCCCCCAUGGCUCCUACCGCCGCGCCGACAAUUCCACUGGUGGCCCUACCGUGAACAUCAAGAAUGGUACGGUAGAGGGUGUACACUCGGACCUGUAUGAUCAGGACUACUUCCUCGGUAUCCCAUUUGCGCAACCCCCCGUCGGUGCUCUGCGGUUCCGCACUCCCCAGUCUAUCAAUGCCUCAUGGUCUGAACCCUUGAGUGCAAAAGAGUACUCAGCCUCGUGUUUCGGAUAUGGGAGCGACAACUGGAACUACGCCAAGCAGUCGGAAGAUUGCUUAUAUCUGAACGUCAUCCGCCCCAGUGGUUACGAGAAUGAGAAGCUGCCAGUCGCCUUUUGGAUCCAUGGAGGUGGUCUUACUCAAGGAUCUGCUAUUGAUCAGCGGUACAACGCUAGCUUCAUGGUGCAGAGGAGUGUAGAUAUCGGGAAGCCUAUUAUGUUUGUCGGCAUCAACUACCGUCUAUCCAUGUGGGGAUUCAUUACUGGUGAAGAAGUUGAAGAGACCGGUAACGCCAACUUGGGAUUCCGAGACCAGCGACUGGCUAUGCACUGGGUUCAAGAAAACAUUGAGGCCUUCGGAGGUGACACUAAGAAGGUUACCAUUUUCGGUGAAAGCGCUGGAGCUUUGAGUACCGGAAUGCAUCUCGUGGCUUAUGGUGGUCGUGACGACAACCUUUUCCGUGGUGCUAUCAUGCAAUCAGGAAACCCCAUCAACUACGGAACCUGGUCUUAUGACAAAUCGCACUUUUUGGAAGCCGCGGCGGCUUUGGGUUGCGGAGACGCAACAUCGAAACUGGACUGCCUCCGUGCAAUCGACUCGCCUACGCUCAACACUUACAUCAAUGGAACUGGUCUGGGCCUGGACUGGAAGCCCAUAAUCGACAACGAUUAUAUCCAGGGCAAGACCUCUGAGCAGCUCGCAAAGGGUGAAUUCGUGCACGUAUCCAUCAUCGACGGCGCGAACAGCGACGAAGGAACUGCGUUUGGCCCCAAGCCCGUCAACACCGAAGAAGAUUUCCUGAACCUACUUACGUCUGGCGGCAGGUCGGCCGCCCUUACUGCUGAACAGGCCCAACAAGCUGUCGAAGCCUACCCAGCGGACCUGUCCACCUACGGUGUCGUUGUCCCCGCCAACCAACCCCUGGAUUGGGUGCCUCCCGUCACGUCCGGUAACGCGAGCAGGCGAUCAGAUGCAUACUUUGGAGACUUUUCCUUCAUUGCUUCUCGCCGCAAGACGUGCCAGACAUGGGCCGACAACGAUUUGGAUGCUUUCUGCUACCGAUUCAACGGCAUUCCCGCCGGCCUGCCCGACUUCAUCGGCGCCACCCACUUCCAGGAGGUGGCUUUCGUCUUCAACAACCAGCAGGGUGUUGGAUAUGCGCCUGCAGCCACCGAGCCUUUCCUCGGCAAGCCUGAGAGCUACUUGCAGCUUGCUGAGACGAUGAGCGCAUCGUGGGUCAGUUUUGUGCACGACCUGAACCCCGGCGAGUACUGGCCCAGGUACGCAAAAGAGGCUGCCGAGGACUGGGUGUUCGAUCCUGAGGUUGCCAACUUGGGCUAUGCGGAGACAGACGAUUGGAGAAAGGCGGGCAUCGAUCUGCUCAACUCUUGGGAUGCCGAGGUUUUUGGACGUUGA
This is a messenger RNA of Periconia digitata, 2727 nucleotides long. The record is from the annotation of a GenBank genome assembly. NCBI's taxonomy places the organism in Eukaryota, Fungi, Ascomycota, Dothideomycetes, Pleosporales, Periconiaceae.